CUUCUCUUGCUUCUUGCACGACGAGAAGAGCAGCAUCCAAUCUACAACCGCAAUUCCACCAACCUACGACCAACACUCGUCGACUCUUCCAACUUGUCUAUUUCUCACACACGUUCUCCACAUCUUGGCUCGUCGAGAAAGGCCUGAGCAACGUCACAGUCUCACUCUCGAAAGUACCCCUCCAUCGAUCAGCACACAUCAUGUCGACUUCAUCACCAGUGCCGCGUUUCGGUUCGCCAGGCGGAACGUCGUCUUCAGCGCUACUCCUCGGUCGGCAGUUCAAGCAGAUGCAAAGCGACAAGGACAUUCCCGGCAUCAGCUGCGGCUUGGUCAACAACAGCGUCUUCGAGUGGGAGGUCAUGCUCAUGCUGCCAGACGAAAGCGGCGGUCUGUACGGCGGUGGCUGCUUCAGAUCUCUUCUGCAUUUUCCUUCAGAGUACCCACACAUGCCGCCGAAGAUGAAGUUUGUGACGCCCAUCUGGCAUCCGAAUAUCUAUGAAAGCGGCGAGGUCUGUAUCUCCAUCCUGCAUCCCCCUGAAGAAGACAAGUACGGCUACGAAUCCGCCGCCGAACGCUGGUCUCCCGUCCAAACCCCAGAGACCAUCCUGCUCUCCGUCAUCAGCAUGCUUUCAUCGCCAAACGACGAGUCACCUGCAAACAUUGAAGCCGGAAAGCAAUGGCGAGAGGACCCAGCUGCCUUCAAGAAAAAGGUCAGAAGAUGCGUCAGGGACUCCCAGGAGAGUGCUUGGGACUAGAGUUGCAUGCUCUGCUAUCAUGCUUAGGCGUAUCGUGUGAGCCUGGUGCUCUAAUGGGACAUUUCUCUUGCUCUUUUCUUGCCUUGUUCUUUGAUGCAUUGGCGUGGGUCUUUCGCUUCGUUUUUAUCUUUGUCUCGCUCUCACUCUUAUUAUGCCGUGUCUUUUGGUGGAUCAGCCAUGCAUUCUGUAGAUAGCUCCGGAAACCAUCAUUUCAACCUCUUUCGACACUUCUUC
Messenger RNA from Aureobasidium subglaciale EXF-2481, 989 nucleotides. RefSeq lists its product as uncharacterized. The coding region runs from base 201 to 755 and encodes 184 amino acids. NCBI's taxonomy places the organism in Eukaryota, Fungi, Ascomycota, Dothideomycetes, Dothideales, Saccotheciaceae. Gene Ontology annotation, cellular component: cytosol; endoplasmic reticulum. The transcript is spliced from 2 exons. The record is from RefSeq and is a predicted model, not a curated record.